Molecule: messenger RNA, 556 nt
Organism: Ostrinia furnacalis (Asian corn borer)
Lineage: Eukaryota; Metazoa; Arthropoda; Insecta; Lepidoptera; Crambidae
Product: small proline-rich protein 2B
Exons: 2
Coding region: 80-505 (141 amino acids)
Source: RefSeq, a predicted model, not a curated record
CAAUUUUUUGGUCAACCUGAAAAUUUUCGUGUAUUUUUUAUAAAAUAUUUUUAUAUAAAAAAACAGCAAAACCGCCAAAAUGAGCGCUCCUUUCUACAGCUACGACCCGUGUGUAUGCACGGGGAUGCCUUGCGGCGCCUGCUACCCCUACAGCACGAAGCCCUGCGUGGCUUCUAGGAACGACCUUGGCGUGUGCUCCGUGUGUCCUGGUGGCGGGUGUUCACCCUGCCCCGCUCCUGUGAGGCCAUGUCCAGAACCAUGUCCUGCUCCUCCCAUACUGCCACUGUUACCUCCAUGUCCUCCAUGUGAUAAGCCUGCAACACCUGUUCCCAAACCGGUUCCGCUGUGCGACACAUGCGCCAUCCCUGUGUGCCGGCCAAACCGCUGCAAGCCAUGUCCGUGCUACUGCUGCACAGAGCCGGCGGUCUGCUCGCCGAAGCGUUGCAGCUACCCAGGGGUACCAGUCUGUGGCGGCUGCUGCGGCCCGUGCAUGCCUGUUUGGUAGUUGGUAGAGCGCUAAAAAUGUUGAUGUAUUUGUACUUUGUGAAUAAAUCAA